AAAAAAAAAAAAUAUAUUUUCGAUUUUACAGGUGAAAAAACCAAAUAAAUAGAUAGUUUAAUGAAGUUGAUAUACGGUAGAUUUCGUUUUGUUAUUUGACAUAAGAAAAAUUGAUUCCAAUUGUAAGAGGUUUCCUUAAGAAGAAGAAGAAGAAGAUGAAUCGCUGUUAUUCUGCGAGGCCACACCAGAAAGACGAAUUCCGGACCACCGUCAAAGGAAAGGCAGCGCCGCAGCCUUGUGUCUUUGCCGAUGAAGAUCGCGACGACAUAGUUGUUACGAAGAAAGAAACUAUCAAAUCAUGGUUAAAGAUUCCCAAAUCGGAACUAAUGAACAAGAGAAGAUCGAAGAAGAAGUGGAGAACGAUGAUGCAAUUGGAUACGAUCGAAGGAAGGGAAAAAGCGGAGUGGCUCAAAGAAGCGCGUGAUUAUUCUUUUUUAUCGUCAGAUAAUUCAGACAUGACCACCACCUCGUGUGAGAAUAUUAUUAUUCCUCAAGUUCGCCGCCGUCCAGUUGUCUCAUCUGUUAUUAAUGAACCAAGAAAUAAUAUUCUCCGACGGCCCGUCAAGAAAUCGAUCGUGAAGGAGAAGGCCCCCGUUUCGAAGAAGCCAUUAUUAUCUUCCAAGAAUGAUUCAAAGAAAGAAACCCUAAUUUCAAAGGAGGAAAUUAUACUACCGGCAAAGAAGAAGAAGAAUCCAUUGCUAUAUCAGGAAUCUAGGAAACGAAAGCUAGUGGUGCAUGAAGAAGAAGACGAAGAGAUUAGCACCGUAUUUUCCGACAAGAGAGAACCCGUUAUUAGGGUUCCGACCAAAUUUUCCAACGAGAAAGAGGAGGUGAAGACAGAGGCUACGAACUUUGCUGAUAUUGAAAAGGAAGAAACACGGAGCGCCAAGAUCGCCAAGAUUGCAGAGGAUAAUCGACAACAAGAAGUAAUUACGACGAAGAAAGAGGAGGCGAAGACGGAGACUACUUGUACCAAGAUCGCCAAGAUUGCAGAGGAUGAUCAUCGAGAACAAGAAGUAAUCACGACGACGAAGAAGAGUCUGAGAAUUAGAAUCAAUAUAAAAACAGGUGUCAUGAUCAUGGUUUGAUACUAAAUCAAGAUUCCACCAUUGGUUUUUACAAGUUCCCAUCUCUAGCUAGGGCUCAUC
Molecule: messenger RNA, 1148 nt
Organism: Erythranthe guttata (spotted monkey flower)
Lineage: Eukaryota; Viridiplantae; Streptophyta; Magnoliopsida; Lamiales; Phrymaceae
Source: RefSeq, a predicted model, not a curated record